Messenger RNA from Aspergillus clavatus NRRL 1, 2373 nucleotides. RefSeq lists its product as uncharacterized. NCBI's taxonomy places the organism in Eukaryota, Fungi, Ascomycota, Eurotiomycetes, Eurotiales, Aspergillaceae. The record is from RefSeq and is a predicted model, not a curated record. The coding region runs from base 1 to 2373 and encodes 790 amino acids. The transcript has 3 exons.
AUGAUUUCGCGUCCUGGAGGCGUCCUAGACCCUACAUUGGGCCAAGGAGGUGGCAUGGUAGUCAAGGACAUUGAGGACUGGAUACUCGAAGCAUCCGAGCAUUCACCUCUGAUGGUGCAAGCAUUCUCGGUGGCCAGAUUUCCAAGAAACCUGUCUGAUCCUAUAGAUCUUAGCAGGCUGGAACUGAGUGACAGCUAUCAAGCAAACUACCUGCUGCUAGACCACUCCACCUGUCUCAUGAGCGCCAGCUCAGCUCCCAACAAAGAGACAUCUCCCUUCAGCUACACAGUGGAGAUGAGCAGAUGUUUGCCUGAAACUGAGAGCUGGACCUGCGAGACAGAAGGAAGGCAAAAACCCAGCCCCCAGGAGCAACAGACUCGCUCGAAUGCCAUCAACCUGAUACGUGCCAGAACCCUCACUCGUCUGUCGCCCACAGAGGCUCCAUCCUUAGGAGAUACAUGCAGCCUGUCCAGCGACCCAUUCCACUCGUCUAGUGCGCAAUCUGCAUAUUCAGACCUAGGCCCAGUUGUGAUAAUGCAGCCAAUACAAGCAUCGAAGAAAAAGAAGAAGAAGAAGAAGCCUCCCAAAAUUCGAAUAUUCCACAAGAAUAGUGAGACUUCUGCGGAUAAAGAUCAGGUCCACAUGAAGAGCGAGUCAUUAGCCCAGCCCUCUAAUGACAAAGACAGAGCAAUGAUGACAGUGACAGAGACCCAGGACCAGAAGAAUCUUCAACAGGGGCAGUUUCCCUUGCAGCAUGAUCUUCUUAAUGAUCAACCCAAGUCACAGAUCUUGUACACCAGUUUGUUCCGAAGUGAGACUCAACAGAGUGAUCCGCAGCAAGAAGGCCCCAAAAACAGUGCAGAAACUCGGAUCCCUUCAUGGAACCCAGCUGGAGACCACAAAAGCAGCUUAGCUACCUUGCAGGACGCACCUGCCCCAAGUGCCCAUAAUCCUUUAUUGGCGCCAUUCCGUCAACAUCUUGAUCUCGACCAUGAUGAUUGCAAGCUCACAAGUUCAGAAAAACAGAAAGGGUCCUUCACUGGAGAUAUCACACCCAAGGCGGCCGGGUGUCUUCAGCAUUUGAAUGUGCCUGCUUGUGACGUCGAAGGGAAGGGUACGACCGCGAACGCGCAGAGCUGGGCUGCGGUUGCGGCGAAGGGCUUAAGCACAUUUUCCACAGGAUCUAAUGUUCAACAUCCUCCUAACUAUAAAAAGGCAAAGCCAGGAUCCUCACAACCGAAGGCCGUCAAAAAGAAGAAGUGCUCUCAACACAAAGCCUAUCCAGAGGACCGUGAAUCUCCCAAGAUAGUCACCAGCCACGCGCAUCCCUCGCCUUCUGAUACCAAAACCGAAACAGCAACAUCGACUCAACCUACCCGAGCCGAUAUCACAAAGGUCAAUUCGGAAGCGUUCUUCUGGCAACUUGAUAGCCACGGGUUCCCCUGCGCCAAGUAUGGUUGCGACAAGCGGUGCAAUCUUUGGGAUGGGAGUACUGUGAUCUGCCCCAAGUGUGGACCAUUCUCUGAGGUUCGGUACUGUAGCAAGGACCACCUCCUCGAGGAUAUCAAAGAGCAUUGGUUAUCCUGCGGCCAACUGACUUUCACACACCCUUGUCGUGAGAAUUCGAUACCUCAAGACGUGAGGAAAGGACCACCUCUAAUACCCUGUCUUCAUCAUUACGAUACGCCUGAGCGGCACCGCCAGGCAGUGUACUUCAACAUCAUGGCUCGGGAGGGUGAUUAUUUCAUAUUUUCCGAUUAUGUCGAUUGGGCACAAGCAGGUUAUCCACGAAGCACUCUCGAGACCCGUUGCGCCAAUCGGGUUCUCCACACCGUCAGGAUUGAAGACAGGGAAAAGAAGGAUAGAUUUCGUCGUGUCCUCGCAGCAUGCCUCUUCAUGACGAUCGAAGUCCACGAACUUGCCGACUACUUAUAUCGGCUGAUCAGAGACGAGCUGCGAGCCCAAGGAAUCUGGUUCAUGGAAGUCGAGGUCAUGCUUAAGUGUCAAAUACAUGCAGAGCUGGCAAUCAAUAUUCUGCCAGAAAUCACGGGAGAAAGACACGCUUGCGAGACCGACUGGGACGGCAAGAACCGUCGACAUUGUCAGGAUGCCGUAUGUCGGGGGGAGUACCGUCGCCUGCUGGGCUCAAUUGAAGGUAAAGGCCACUCCCAUCUCGUCAAUAACCUAGAGGGAACGUAUUGGAUCCUACGAGCAGCAAGGACAACCCACCCGAAGGUGAAUGAUCCAAGUGCACGCAUGCGGGGGCAUGGUUUUGUGAGUGUGGCGGAGGAGGACAGGAGGAUAUACCAGCGCGGAGAAGGUUGGGAUGGUGCUGGAACGGGACCCAUGGAAAUUGAGGGUAUUAAUGCGUGA